Molecule: messenger RNA, 1059 nt
Organism: Cynara cardunculus var. scolymus (artichoke)
Lineage: Eukaryota; Viridiplantae; Streptophyta; Magnoliopsida; Asterales; Asteraceae
Product: acyl-CoA--sterol O-acyltransferase 1-like
Exons: 1
Coding region: 1-1059 (352 amino acids)
Biological process (GO): lipid metabolic process
Source: RefSeq, a predicted model, not a curated record
AUGGAGGGAGAAAUAUGGAAUUUCAUGGCAGAUUGGACCAUUGCUUUGGCAUCUCUUCUCUAUUCUCAUGGUGUUGGCUUCUUGAUUCCACAAGGUACAACCAGAUUCUUAGCUCUAUUUCCAAUUAUACCCCUCUUCUUCUACCUUCCAUUAAACCUAACCACCAUGUUUCUCUGUGGUCUGACUUCCUUCUUCAUCUCAUGGCUUGCAACCUUCAAACUCAUCCUCUUUGCCUUUGGCCAUGGCCCUUUGGCUUCAAACCCAUCUCUCCCUUUCUCUCAUUUCAUCCCAAUUGCUUGUUUUCCCAUCAAAAUCUUGAACCCUAAUUCAAGAAUUCAAGAAAACCCUAAAACCGCCCGCGAAACGGCUAAGGAUUAUGGAACUAGGGUUUUGUUCUUCUGUAUCGCGAUCAAGAUCUUUGGUUAUAAAGACUAUGUACACCCUUUUCUAGUGACUUUGAUCUAUGCAUACUUUGUAUUCUUCAUGCUCGAGUUAGGGCUGGCGUUGGUUGCUUUUGUGGCUCGAGCUGUGACCGGAGUCCAGCUCGAGCCACAGUUCAAUCAGCCCCAGAACGCUAGUUCUGUGCAGGAUUUCUGGGGCAAGAGAUGGAACCUUAUGGUGUCUAGUAUUCUACGCUCGAUUGUCUACCUUCCUGCACGGAAAGUCUUUGGGCACGUGAUCCCACAAAAAUGGGUGUCGGUGCCUGCGGUUUUCGUGACGUUUUUGCUGUCGGGAAUAAUGCACGAGCUCAUAUUUUACUAUCUUGGACGACUUAAGCCGACGUGGGAAGUCACAUGUUUCUUUGUAAUCCAUGGGGUAUGUGUCGGAUCUGAGAUCGUGAUCAAGAAAACCUUUGUCCAGAGGAUCAAGCCGCCAACGAUGGUCGCUCGAAUCCUGACUCUCGGAUUCGUAACCGUCACUUGUUUUUGGCUAUUUUUUCCGCCUUUUUUGCGAUUUAAUCCAUUUAUUAGAGGAUGUAGGGAAGUUAUGGCGGUUUUAGAGUUCCUGAAACAUGGUGUUAUGGUUAGCCCUAGCGACAUUGAGUGUCCAUACAACUAG